Molecule: messenger RNA, 2552 nt
Organism: Anopheles funestus (African malaria mosquito)
Lineage: Eukaryota; Metazoa; Arthropoda; Insecta; Diptera; Culicidae
Product: putative leucine-rich repeat-containing protein DDB_G0290503
Exons: 9
Coding region: 811-1677 (288 amino acids)
Source: RefSeq, a predicted model, not a curated record
GAAGAAAAAGAAAAUACAGUAAAACGUCAAUUAUCCGGAGGCGGAGUAAUCGGCGGGCGGAUUAACCGUGCGCCGAAAAUUGAUUGCUGUUCAACCGUGGUAAACAUUUGUAUUGAUGCCAGGUUGGAUAAAAUUGUUUGCGACCAAACGAUAUAUUUGAAAUGUUUUUAUUUUACUUUCUAAACAAAAUUUUAACUGAUAUUUGAUAAUAAUUUAUUUGAUCCGGAAUCAUUUUUAGCAUCAAAAGGACUACGACAGAGCCAUUUUAAUAUUGGAUAACGCUCCGUCACAUCCAGCAGAAUCGAUUUUGAACCGGUAUUUGUCCGGUCCCGAGCACCAUGAAUAAUCGACGAUCUACUGUAAUUUCUUGUAUCUCAACCUAAUAUAAUAGCAAAUUAAAACUCCAAUCAUUCGCAAGAAUAUAAUAAUAUGUUUGAAAAAACCCCUAAAAGAACAAAUUGUGAACAAAUUUUCUCGCUAAUUUUGCGCCAUUUAAAAGACCUUGCUGGGGGAAAGCUUGACUUUUGCAACAUGCAAUCGAAAAGAACCCCGUUCAUGGUAGCAAAAUUAUUUAGAAAUUGGCCACUUACAUGAUUUCUGACAUACAAGCUCACAUUUCAAGCCAUGCAGGUAAAGCCACUGUUCGAGUGUCGAAGAAAUGUUUUUGCUCGUUGGGAAAGUUUCGAAAUAUAUUCGCUUGCGCCUGCGCCGUGAUUCAUAGAAGUUUUUGUUUAGCAGAAGCUAACAUUUAAUUGUUGGCCUUUUCCUAACAAAUAUUCCUCGCGAGUGGUUCAGUGUUGAGUGUUCAGUAUGGAUAGUGAGAAAAUUCGCGAACGUGCCGACAGUGUUCUACAACAUGCGAAAAAUCUUCUGCUAGAAGAUGAAUCUGAGGUUGAAGAUGACACUGUUGAGAAUGAUGAAGAAACUGUGAGUAAAAAUGGAAACGCAGAGGAUGAUCACGGUGAAAACGACGGAAAGAAAACUGACGAUGAAAAUACCAAAGAAACAAAAUCGGAUUCUUCGGUAACGAGCAACAGACGAAUGCUGGAGGGACAACUAGGUGCGUUGCAGGUCGAUAACGAUCGACUAAAGACAGAAUUGAAUGAUUUGCAAGAACUCAAACAACGUUUGACUUGCAAUUUGGAAGUGCAAAACGAGAAGCAUCGAAAUGAAGUAAAACGGUUUGAUUUGGAACUUAAAACUGCUACAGAAUCGAUGGCGAAGAUGAUAUUAACAAACCAAAACGAAAUGGAGAAAUCGCGUCAAUUGAGAAUAGAUUUCAUUGCGAUUGAAAAUGUAAGGGAAGAUUUGAAAGACGAAUUAAAGGAGAAGGAGAUGUUGUAUCGUUCGGAGUUGAACAAUCUCAAUGAAAGCUUGCAACAAUCGAAAUUGGAAAACACCAAACUUACGGAUCUCCUUGAUGAGAUGAAAGUAACGAAUCUAAAACAAAGAAAAGAAUUGUGCCAAUUGACAAAAAAUUUGGAAAAUAAGGAAGCAUGGUACGUUUCAAGACUGUUGGAACUCACGGAGGAAUUGCAGGAAGAAAAAUUAAAAAACUGUAAAGAUGCUGAUCGUCUCCAAAUGAUGAAAUAUACAAAUCCCUUGAGACCACAAACCGGUCCGGAAAAAUAUACAUCCCUAAGAAAACGGGUUUGGCAGUCCCAGCUACCCAAAUAACCAAAUAAUCUUAAGAAACUAAUUUGAACACGCGAACGAUCGCUUCUCUAAUAAUCGCCUUUUGUAGUAGAUAAACAGCUUCAAAGUUUGCCGUUCUUUUAACCGACCCAUAAGAAGCUUCUGACUGUCAAACUAUAAAAGAAUGUGUUUAUGCACCUUUAAUUUUCAUACAAGACGAUAUAAAACAAAAUGAAAUGUGAAAAAAAUAAUCAUUCCUGCUUGAAGAUGCAUUUGUUGUUGUGUAGUCCACAUACUACAAUGACAUCUUUGCGGAUACAUUCAUGUUGCGGAUGCAACGAGAGUUUUGAAUAUAUGUUUUAAAAUUGUAACUUAUCGCAUGGGAUCGUUGAGCUAGACCAAAAUAAACAGAGAACUUUAGAAAGGUCAUGCGUCAAGUAGGUUUACGAAGGAUGUCCAAGGGAUGCCUAAAACUAAAACUACCGACUCAAGUGCAUCAAUAAACAGCUUAGGACAGGAAUGCAUGUACAGCACAACGAGCUGCCUUCAAUAGUGUCAAAAUUCUAUUAUUUGUAAGCAAUUUUUCUGACAAUGCGUCUAAUCAGGCAGAAACACUAGACACAAGCACUAGGAACCAAGGCAGACCACUUGCCAUGAGUUUAUUUAGGAUGAAAAUAGAAGAAAAGAGGAUAAGACCAACGCAAUCGAACCAACUAAUAUUCCACCAUAAUGCGUUGAUGGUACGCACGAAUAAGACACAAACACAUUCAAAUAUUGUUAGUACAUAUGUAUAUAAGCUGUUCAAAUUUUUUGUCUUUGUUUAUUGUUAAUUGUUCUUGAAAAACUCAGAUUUAUUUCAGAACUGAAACGAAGAACGUCUCGACUUUCAUUUGAAUUUCCUUGACCUCUCCUUAGGC